AUGGCGCACUUCUGCGAGUGUCCUCUGCGAUUGGAGAAGAGCUUCAUCUUGGAUGGAGUGGCCGUGAGCACCAUGGCCCGCACCUAUGAGCACUUGAGGCCCAAGCUCUGGUCAGCGAUUCCGCCUUACAACGCUCAGCAGGACUGCCACGCCCGCCGUUACUUCAAGAGCCACGUGGUUCCGCCCAUUUUGCGGAAAACUGAUCAGGAUCAUGGCGGUACAGGAAGGGACGGCUGGAUAGUGGAUUAUUUCCACAUCUUCGGACAAGGACAGAGAUACCUCAACAGGAGAAACUGGGCAGGGGCAGGGCAUUCCCUUCAGCAGGUGACCGGCCAUGACCACUACAAUGCUGAUGUGAAAAUGAACAGGGGGUUCAAUGGUCGUUUUGGCUAUCGCAGGAAUACCCCAGCCCUCCGCCAGCGCCCGUCUGUUUUUGGAGAGGUCACCCAAUUCCCUCUCUUCUAAUAGCAGCUGUCCCUUCACAUCCCUCGACCUCAAGUUCUAUGACAGAUGUUUAGAUGAACUCUCGAUGUUAUUUUAUAUUAAAA
Pteropus alecto (black flying fox) is the source of this 548-nucleotide messenger RNA. RefSeq names its product chromosome unknown C17orf98 homolog (gene SPMAP1). The coding region runs from base 1 to 465 and encodes 154 amino acids. The transcript is spliced from 3 exons. Lineage: Eukaryota; Metazoa; Chordata; Mammalia; Chiroptera; Pteropodidae. The record is from RefSeq and is a predicted model, not a curated record.